Molecule: messenger RNA, 3200 nt
Organism: Lipotes vexillifer (Yangtze River dolphin)
Lineage: Eukaryota; Metazoa; Chordata; Mammalia; Artiodactyla; Lipotidae
Gene: CUL1
Product: cullin 1
Exons: 22
Coding region: 352-2682 (776 amino acids)
Biological process (GO): ubiquitin-dependent protein catabolic process
Cellular component (GO): cullin-RING ubiquitin ligase complex
Molecular function (GO): ubiquitin protein ligase binding
Source: RefSeq, a predicted model, not a curated record
GGAGGAGGGCCGGCGGGCGGGCAGGGAGGAGGAGGAGGCGGGAGCCGUGUCGCACGCAGCUCCAGGCGGGGCAGCCCCGGCGGCUGAGGGACGCGGCGAGACCUUGGCGGGACGGGGAUUUAACCGGGGCAGGGCCCAGCGACCAGGUGGAGACGUCGCCGGAGCCAUUUAGGCACCCGGGAAAUGCGGGUUUGCCUGCGAUGAGAUUUCAUUCUCUGCCUUUAAAGGACGUCCUUUCUGAACUGCUGUGAAUAAAUCUGGAAUGAUACUGUCUGUUUUCAUCUAAUGGAGAAGUGGCUGUACCUUGAAUAAGGAUUGCUGCACUGGACGACUUCAGAAUACUAUUCAGCAAUGUCAUCCAACAGGAGUCAGAAUCCCCAUGGACUGAAGCAGAUUGGCCUUGACCAGAUCUGGGACGACCUCAGAGCUGGAAUCCAGCAAGUGUAUACCAGACAAAGCAUGGCAAAAUCCAGAUACAUGGAACUCUACACUCACGUUUAUAACUACUGCACGAGUGUUCACCAGUCAAACCAGGCUCGAGGGGCUGGUGUCCCUCCUUCUAAAUCAAAAAAGGGUCAGACGCCGGGGGGAGCUCAGUUUGUUGGCUUGGAAUUGUACAAACGGCUUAAAGAAUUUUUGAAGAAUUACUUGACAAAUCUUCUGAAGGACGGAGAAGAUUUGAUGGAUGAGAGUGUACUGAAGUUCUACACUCAACAGUGGGAAGACUACCGGUUUUCAAGCAAGGUGCUGAACGGGAUUUGUGCCUACCUCAAUAGACACUGGGUUCGCCGCGAGUGUGACGAAGGACGGAAAGGAAUCUAUGAAAUCUACUCCCUUGCAUUGGUGACUUGGAGAGAUUGUCUUUUCAGGCCACUGAAUAAACAGGUAACAAAUGCUGUUUUAAAACUGAUUGAAAAGGAAAGAAAUGGUGAAACCAUCAAUACAAGACUGAUAAGCGGAGUUGUACAGUCUUACGUGGAACUGGGACUGAAUGAAGAUGAUGCCUUUGCGAAGGGCCCAACGCUAACAGUGUACAAAGAGUCCUUUGAAUCUCAGUUUUUGGCUGACACAGAGAGAUUUUAUACCAGAGAGAGUACCGAAUUCUUGCAGCAGAACCCGGUUACUGAAUACAUGAAAAAGGCAGAGGCUCGUUUGCUGGAGGAGCAGCGGAGAGUCCAGGUCUACCUUCAUGAGAGCACCCAGGACGAGCUAGCCCGGAAGUGCGAGCAGGUGCUCAUCGAGAAACACUUGGAGAUUUUCCACACAGAGUUUCAGAAUUUAUUGGAUGCCGACAAAAAUGAAGAUUUGGGUCGCAUGUAUAAUCUUGUAUCUAGAAUCCAGGAUGGCCUGGGAGAAUUGAAAAAACUCUUGGAGACACACAUUCAUAAUCAGGGUCUUGCAGCGAUUGAAAAGUGUGGAGAAGCUGCUUUAAAUGACCCCAAAAUGUAUGUACAGACAGUGUUGGAUGUUCAUAAAAAAUACAACGCCCUAGUGAUGUCAGCGUUCAACAACGACGCUGGGUUCGUGGCCGCACUGGACAAGGCUUGCGGUCGCUUCAUCAACAACAACGCAGUUACCAAAAUGGCUCAGUCAUCCAGUAAAUCCCCCGAGUUGCUGGCUCGAUACUGUGACUCCUUGUUGAAGAAGAGUUCCAAGAACCCAGAAGAAGCAGAACUAGAAGACACGCUCAACCAAGUGAUGGUGGUCUUCAAGUACAUAGAGGACAAAGACGUGUUUCAGAAGUUCUACGCGAAGAUGCUGGCCAAGAGGCUCGUCCAUCAGAACAGUGCAAGUGAUGAUGCCGAAGCAAGCAUGAUCUCUAAGUUAAAGCAAGCUUGUGGUUUCGAGUAUACCUCUAAACUUCAGCGGAUGUUUCAAGACAUUGGUGUAAGCAAAGAUUUGAAUGAGCAGUUCAAAAAGCACCUGACGAACUCGGAGCCUCUGGACUUGGACUUCAGUAUUCAAGUUCUGAGCUCUGGAUCGUGGCCCUUUCAGCAGUCUUGUACGUUUGCCUUGCCGUCGGAGCUGGAACGGAGUUACCAGCGAUUCACAGCGUUUUAUGCCAGCCGUCACAGUGGCCGAAAAUUGACAUGGUUAUAUCAGCUGUCAAAAGGAGAAUUAGUAACAAACUGCUUUAAAAACAGAUACACUUUGCAGGCGUCGACGUUCCAGAUGGCCAUCCUGCUCCAGUACAACACAGAGGACGCGUAUGCCGUGCAGCAGCUGACAGACAGCACCCAGAUCAAAAUGGACAUUUUGGCACAAGUCCUACAGAUUUUAUUGAAGUCGAAGCUAUUGGUCUUGGAAGACGAAAAUGCAAAUGUUGAUGAGGUGGAAUUGAAGCCAGAUACCUUAAUAAAAUUAUAUCUUGGUUAUAAAAAUAAGAAAUUAAGGGUUAACAUCAAUGUGCCAAUGAAAACGGAACAGAAGCAGGAACAAGAAACCACACACAAAAACAUUGAGGAAGAUCGCAAGCUUCUGAUCCAGGCGGCUAUUGUGAGAAUUAUGAAAAUGAGGAAGGUUCUGAAGCACCAGCAGUUACUUGGAGAAGUGCUGACCCAGCUGUCCUCAAGGUUCAAGCCUCGGGUCCCAGUAAUUAAGAAAUGCAUUGACAUUCUGAUUGAGAAGGAAUAUUUGGAGCGAGUGGAUGGUGAAAAGGACACCUACAGUUACCUGGCCUAACCCUCCUGGAGGGGUCUGACCGCGGCGCAGCCCCUCGUCCCGUGGGAAGGAUGGAGACGAGGCGGUGGUGGCGGCGGCGGCGGCGGCGCCACGCGGACCUCCUGCUCAGCCCGAGGCCCAGGCUCCCAUUGCGGGCUCAGGGCGAUGAGAACUGCUCAGGAUCGCCACACUUCACGUCUGUAAAUAACGGACACCAACGCCAUUUAAGCUAAUUUAAGACCAGAGGGGAUGGAACCUUCCUCACUGAGGGCUGCAUGCUUCUGCAUCCGAAUCAACCCAUUGGCCACGUGAAUGACAGCGGCCGGCCGGGCGGCCCUUCGGAGGCCGGCAGCGCCUGGAGAGCAGGUCUGAAUGGACCCACGUGUAAUCCGCUAUGAAAAACCAUUUGUAUAGUGUGUUUCAUUUUUUAAUGUGUGAAAAUAAAGAAAAUUAAAGGAUUUCUGUACAAGUCGCAUUUGGUUUUGUUUUAAGUUUUACUAAUUUCUAUAUGUAAAUAAAAGACAUAAUGAUUGUGCAAA